Pantherophis guttatus is the source of this 1876-nucleotide messenger RNA. Its product is annotated as scavenger receptor cysteine-rich domain-containing protein DMBT1-like. NCBI's taxonomy places the organism in Eukaryota, Metazoa, Chordata, Lepidosauria, Squamata, Colubridae. The record is from RefSeq and is a predicted model, not a curated record. Gene Ontology annotation, biological process: zymogen activation. Gene Ontology annotation, cellular component: plasma membrane. Gene Ontology annotation, molecular function: serine-type endopeptidase activity.
UAUAAGUAGCCAACUAUCUUUAUACAAAAGGAAAAGACUCACAAGAAUGUAUACUGCCAUGGAACCCACCCUGUUUUUAAUGUUAAUUGCAGAAGUACUUCAGGACAUUGGCUCAGUGUCAGCUCUAUCUACCACGGCAACACCUCCAACUCCAGGACUGUCUCUAAGGCUUGCUGGCACGUACAACUAUUGUGAGGGACGCGUGGAAGUGUAUUAUAAAGGAGCCUGGGGAACUGUCUGUGGCAACAACUGGGAUAUAAAAGAUGCUGAGGUCGUUUGCCAACAGUUAGGAUGUGGGAAUGCUGUAGAAGCCCUGUCCUGGCCUAAAUUUGGCUCAGGCUCAGGCAAAAUUGUCCUAAGUGACGUACAAUGCAAAGGAGAUGAAUUUUUUCUAUGGGAUUGUAAGAACCCUGGAUGGGAAGUGCAUAACUGCAAUCAUGAACAGGAUGCUACCGUUCUCUGCACAGAUGAAAAGUAUAAACCAGCUGGAACCGAAGGAGAUGUGGUGUUUAUGCAGCUGGUGGGUGGCCCAAACCGAUGUGCUGGUCGUGUUGAAGUCACUUUUUUUGCCAACUGGAGAAAGGAGGUUUGCAGUGAAGGUUGGGACAUAAGAGAUGCUCAGGUUGUCUGCAAUGAACUGUACUGUGGCACUGCUCUUUCUGCCUUGAGCGACGGCUCUUUUGGUAAAGGGGACAGCGGCCCUUUGAUGACUCAUGUAGAUUGCUCUGGGUCAGAAGAUUAUUUACUGUCAUGCCCAUAUGAGUAUCGUCCUGCUACAUGUGGAAAUUACAACGAUGCUGCUGUUAUAUGCUCUGAUUCUGGAUUGACACCAACUGGAAUGCCAGAUUUUGGAUCAAGCACAAUUUUUGCUUAACAGGCCUCCUCUGAAAAUAAACGAGAAAAAAAUAUUAGCCUAAUAAAAGACUCACACCUCUUUCUAUAUCAAGAUACUUCAAGAUAUGGGAAUCAUAAUUCAAUCCAAGAAACUACUAUUUGGCCAAUCUAGUAUAUUGUAUGCUUACUUUGUGAAAAGAAAGGAAGUUUCCAGUGACAUUAGACAAAACAAGUGUGAACAUGCAUCCCUUGAUAAAGAAUCCAUGAUUAUGUACCUCUCACUGUAAAGUUUUGCCCAGAAUAAAGAAAGAGCUGAUAUAAUAAUAAUUAAUAAUAAUUAAUUUGCAUGUACUACAUGCAACAUAUAUAAGGAUGUUAUUUUUGCCUAUUUCUUCCUACUAUAGCAUCUUUAUUGCCUUGUUGGUCCAACUCUCUCACUACAUAAGCACAAAACAGUAUGAGAGCCUUUGUAGUAUAUAUUUAGAUUCCUGUAACAGAGUCCAGAAAGAGCCAACUGGUACAAAAUGCAGCUAUUAACUAAUGCACAAUUGUAUGAGCUUAUCAUUUUAUGUAUGAGAUAGAUUAAAAAUUAAAUUUGAAACUGGGCCUAUUUAUAAAGAUCCACUUUCUGAGGCAUACUGGAAAGAACUUUUAUCAAUUCCAAAUUAUAAAAUGUGUUUUCUUCAGAACUAAUAUUGAUUUCAUCUCUAUAUGUUUCUAAUGGCGGUUUUAAAAUAGUCAGGUUCAUUUUUAAUCUCUGCUAUUAACCGUCUUGAGGUUAAUUGUUGAAAGACAGCAUAAAAGCAACAUAAAUAUUUAAUAAGAAAAUAGUCAGAUUUUGGGACAUUGAUUUAAAAUUGAAAUAAUAAUUGUUCUAUACACUUGUCUAAUUGUUAUUUAAUUUAUCUAAUAUAUAAUUGUUAAAUUAGAGAGGAGGUUAGUACUUCAGUGAUCAUUUUUAAGAAGAAAAAUAUAUUCAAUUUCCAUUUUUUAGAACAUUUUAAACAUUGCCAUGAAAUAAACCUUACAUGAUAUCUAACAA